This is a messenger RNA of Physella acuta, 459 nucleotides long. Its product is annotated as ER membrane protein complex subunit 10-like. The record is from RefSeq and is a predicted model, not a curated record. Gene Ontology annotation, cellular component: EMC complex. Lineage: Eukaryota; Metazoa; Mollusca; Gastropoda; Physidae.
AUGACAACUGAUGAUGAAUUUGAAGGAUCAAGAACAUUAGUGUUGGAACACUCAUUUCAAUCUGGGAAAGCACAGUUUACUAAAAGGGGCACCAUCAUAAUUCAGUCUUUAAAAGGCAACAAGGCACAAUUCACAGCUGGAUCUUCUCUCUCGCAAUCUGAAAUCCAGCAGCUUAAGUCCUUGGCAAAGGGAAAUGGUUUGUACAAAAUCAGGAUUCCAACCAAAACAGCUGGAGAGACAAACCUUGCAUUUGUAUCUUCUGUCACCAAAGCUUGCAGCAUUGUAGAAUCUGGGCUUGAAGAUGAAAUCACUGUACAUUUUGACCAGUCAGGAGAAGUGCUGGGUGUGAGUAUACGAGCGCUCAUCCCCGCCUGCUCAGGUCUUGAAAUGCCUGAUGCUAAUUUAACAUCAUGGAGAACAAAUGUGGAGGUGUCUACAACAGUUUCAGGACCCUCGUAA